UUAUAUAACGGCUGAAGAAAGAGCUAAAAGGCUGCAUAAGGUGGCAAAAAUCAGUUGCAGAAUUAUUUUAAUGCUACAGAAAGAUGACAGAAAUCAGCUUGAACAAAACUUUGAUUGGACUAAACCGUCUCAUGCAAGAGGGAAGCACAGCAGGACGGAUGAGAAGCAGCGAGGAGAUGCAUCCUACGACAGAUAUUUUUUUUUCUUUCACCUGAACUUUGACGACUACGUGGUUCGUCAUAGCAGCUGAUCCCCCACGAUGCCCCAGAGAACGGCUGUGUUGAGGACAAAAGCCCCAGCUUUGAGUCAGUGUGAAUGACCAUAGAAGGCCWUGGCAUUUACUUCAGAAGUGAUAGAUYAGACAGGAGAAAGAUUACAGCAACUACAGUACCUCUUUUAGAUCUCUUUCUCCUGUCAAUGACUCUGCCUUUCGUCUGUGUGUCAACAGUUACGGCUCCGGUUCGGCCCACUCUUUGUAUUAUCGGUCUGUCCUUCUCUUUACUUUUCUCUCUGUCCUUUUUCUUAGUCUGUUAAUCUCCCUCUUUUUUUCUGGCUCCUUCCCAUUCCUUCCUCUCUUCCUUUCCUCUCGGCUUGCAAAUACGAGGGCACUCUAAUAGACCUCCCUCACGUCCCCCAUCAUUUCACUCCUCCCCCCCUCCUCUCUCUCUUUUUCUCUCUCGCUCUCCCAGACAUUCACUCCUUCCCCCUUUUCUGUUUUCAGCCGUUCCCAGAUAAGAAGGGGGCAGAAGUAAUUCUCUUCAGUCUCUUCUAAAGCUGCAGCCACCAGAGAAGAGUGGAAGAAGUAAAAUCCAGAUAUUUACCAUUUAUUAGGUUUUGUUUAGUUGGUGCAUAUUUGAAGGCUUAAGAGAAUUUUUUUUAAAUCUUGUAUUUUUUAAAUUUCAUUUCUACUUAGUUUUUCUUAGUUUUCUCAUAAUUUUCAGCUCCAGUGUUGCUUUCUUCUUCUUUUUUUUCCUGUUUGGAUCUGAACAUUAAGGUUUUGCUUUCAUGAGAGCAGGAGACAAAACCUGAGGARCCUGCCUGACUUCAUGCAGAUGGAUGAAUUCAUCUGAGAGAAACCUGACCACAAGAAACCAAACUAAGAUUACAGUUGGCAAAGUAAACAGAGGUGGGCAUCUGUACCACCAUUCAGGGGGGGAGGAAAUUAACAAUUGCCUCCAAGRUCAACAGGUGCCAUUUUCUGCUGCUCUUUUGAUCCACAAGAGAAGAGGAAUCUUAAAACUGAAGAGACCAUUGUGAAAGAAACAGAGAAACUGAACUCAUGGCUUCACUGUUACAUGCAAGCUUCCUCCUCAGGUGAACUGGGGUCAAAGUGUGAACAAUCUUCCCUUGACCCUGUUAAAGGAAUARCGCUUUAAAAUAUUGAAAGCAUCGUCAUGAAAGGCCUGAAUCUCAGCCGGUUGUUGCUGGUGCUGCUGCUGCUUUGGACCUGGUCCACUGUCAGUGAUGGAGCCGGCGUUGGAGGCACAGAGCGAACGGGAGCUGGAAGAAGCCAGAGAAAAGGAGGAACUGGUGGUGGAGGAGGAGGCGCAGAGAAGAGAAAGAGGCUUCAUCGCAUCCAGCAUGGUCAGUGCAGCUACACCUUUGUCCUUCCAGAGGUGGACGGAUGUCAGAGCGGAGGGUCCCUGUCGCAGGGUGAACAUUACGGGGGCUCUCGUGGCGGGGCGAGCGUUGUGCAGAGAGACUCGCCGCCCGUGGACGGCGAAUGGUCGAAUCAGAAACUGCAGCACCUGGAAAGCAUAAUGGAGAACAACACACUGUGGCUGCAAAAGUUGGAGAACUUCAUACAGAAGAGUGUAAGGCGAGAUGCUGCUAACAUACAGUCGCAUGUUGUUAACAACCAAACAGCCACAAUGUUGGAGAUCGGAACGAACCUCCUCUCACAGACAGCAGAGCAGACACGCAAACUCACUGUGGUGGAAGCCAAGGUGCUGAAUCAAACAUCUAGGAUAGAGAUCCAGCUUCUGGAGAAUUCACUGUCCACCAAUAAACUGGAAAAGGAGCUCUUACUCCAGACCACUGAGAUAAGGCAGCUGCGAGAUAAGAACAGUCGUUUGGAGAGCAAAGUUCAGUUGUUGGAGUCUCAGCAGAGAGGAGAGCUGGAGGACAYGAGRCUGGAGAAGAACCGGCUGCAGUCUGUUAUCAGGACUCAGAUGGUGGCCAUAGAGUCUUUAGAGAGGCAGCUGAGAGUCGCCACUAGCAACAACACGGCUCUACAGAAGCAGCAGGCUCAGCUGAUGGAGUCAGUCCACACACUCAUCGACAUGGUGGCCACGACUACUGGGUCUCCUCCUCGGAGCCAGAUGUGGAAGGACUGUGCAGAUGCUUACAAGGCUGGUCAUUCUGCCAGUGGUCUGUAUCUCAUCUACAUUGGUAACAGGACAGAGCCUGUGCAGGUUUACUGUGACAUGGAGACGAGUGGCGGCGGCUGGACGGUCUUCCAGCGCCGUUUUAAUGGCAGCGUGGAUUUUCAGAGGAGCUGGAGGGAGUACAAAAUGGGUUUUGGGGAUGUGUCCGGGGAGCACUGGCUGGGUAAUGAAGUUUUGUACCUGCUGACCAGUCAGGGUCAAUACUCUCUGCGAGUGGAGCUGCAGGACUGGGAGAGAAUCUCCGCGCACUCCCAGUAUGACCGGUUUACAAUGGCCAGUGAAAGACAGCAGUACAGGUGA
Molecule: messenger RNA, 2687 nt
Organism: Poecilia reticulata (guppy)
Lineage: Eukaryota; Metazoa; Chordata; Actinopteri; Cyprinodontiformes; Poeciliidae
Source: RefSeq, a predicted model, not a curated record